AUGAGGCGAAAGGAAUACGAAGAGCGCCUUGCGGCCGCAGAGAGCAAACAGGAGCGUCUUCGCAAGGAACGUGAGCAUCAUAUUCAGUCGACGCAGUAAGUUUAGCCGUGGCUUUCCUCCCACGAAAGUUUCAACUCUUUGGAAUAUACUAUCUAGUCUUUCAUCGCUAGUUCGUGUGAGAGUUUAUAAGGUUAUGACGACGAUCAAGUCUGCUUGGCUUUACGGAUAACCGUGUGCGCCCGAAGUCCUCUUUCUGCCUCCAAAGACGUAAUUGUUUAAGGCUUAGAAUCCAGUUGAUAUAAUUACUUUUCUAACCAACCUCAUUUUUGCGUCCCGAAACAUAUCCUCACCAUUAUUUUCGAAGGCGUUGGUCGAAUUUCUCCAACCCUACUUAUGGUAGAUGUGCUAACCUAUGAAAUAAUAAUUGAGAUUCUCAAAUGAGUUUUCGACUCGAAAAGACUACUUGAGCAAGGUUGUAGUACAGCAGUAAGGUUGUACCGCAUAAUCUUAAGAUAUUUCCGUUACUUGGGGAAACCAGCUUUUGAACGAACUUCUUUCCAACCGCCUGCGAAAACUAGACUCUGCAGUAAAUGACUACUUAUUUAGUAUGAGUUUUUCUCAUUGAUUUUCGGUGCCCUUAUGAAUCCACAUAUAUUUUAUAGAAGACAUGCAUACAAAUAUUCAUUCUCUUACACAUUCGGUAGAAAAUUACUUCUUAUUUAGAGUUUAUACUUGACAGAAGAGCACGAUUCGGUUUUAUAAAACUUUCUAAUUAUGAGAUUUUAAGACCAUGAAAUGGCCGUUCAUAAAAGAUCAUGUCUCUGCAUUUACCAAUGUUUCUUGUAAAGUCUACAAUAUUACUGGAAUCCGCUGUUAACUUCUAUGAAAUACAUAUGGUCUCCCCCUAAUAGCAUAUAGAAAUGUAUGACUUUCGCUACACGGAAAGUAUACAGCUUGUAGUUUGGAAACCCUAAAUGCAAGUGUAACGGUAGGUCGGGUUCAAUAUCAUUCGGGAAUUAAAAAAGUUUUUUUUAAACCGAAUUAUACUUUUCCUUCAAGCAUACAAUUUAAAGAAGACGAAAUGUUCUACCAAAAGAUGCAUGCUUUUUAUGAAAUAUACAUGGAUUCAUAAGGACAUCGAAAAUCAAUGAAAAAAACUUAUACUACAUAAGUAGCCAUUUUCUGCAGAGUCUAAUUUUUGCAGGCGGCUGGAAAGGAGUUCGUUCAAAAGCCGGUAUCCCGAAGUAACCGACAUAUUUUAGGAUUGUGUUGUACAGUGAUUAGUAUUGCAACCCUACCUAAGUAAUCUCUUCGAGUCGAAAACACAUUUCCGAAUUUCGGUAGACAUUUAAUGAGUUAGCAUGUUUACUUUAACUAUUUGUCAUCUCACUCCCAUUGUUACUGCUUACGAGCUGUAGUUAAUUGUGGUUGGAACCACGUAUGCGUCAGCAGGAUAGCCUUACUCAAGGAAUUGCGUUGGCGAAUAGUAUAAUGACUAAAAUCGUCAUCUUGCACGAUUAUUUGCGACCAUUCGUCCGCAUCAUAGGGAUUUAGUUGACAGUUUGACGGGGAUCCAUUCUGAUGCAGGUAAAACAUAUUUACUUUUUGACUAAGGUUAUACUGACCCAGAAGCGUUUGUUGGGCACCGCGUCUUGUCGCUGAAUAACUCCAUAACUAACUGAGGAUUAACUCUCAUGUUAACUUGCCUUUUCAGAAGUCAUCGUUUUUUCCUGUAAAAUUGUUCAUUCACAGGACGCUGUCGGCCGUGUCGUUGGAUACAACCUGAAUCGACGGACAAUAUAGUCAUUUUCGUUCGAAGAUAUUGGUGGUUUGUUUUUUGCCGACCCACACUAGAUGAUGGCUGAAUAAUUCCACCCUAGUAGAUCGGGGAUUGCGUGGUAGUCUAAACAUGCCUGUCCAGCUCGUGCACAGAUGGCGGAUAGUGGAACUGUCUUCGUUGCCAACAGCCACCAUGGCCACGUCUGGCGUACAAGAUCCUGUUUCGUUAGGGUCAUUCACCUUCUCAGUAAGCGAUUCCAGAUGCGCUGGCCAGCAGCCAUUCGGCCGACUUUAACUCGGACGCACAUGCGCCCACAAAGUCGCAGCUGCCUAUGUGUCACUUGAACACGCCAGCCCCCCCCCCUCCCCCCUGCAAAUGCAACACAAGCCGCUUGAACAACCCCGCUGGACAGAUCCAACACACGCCGAUUGGACGCCACUUCAGAUUGCUCCACAAACCUACAAAAGCAGCUGCCAUCUCUGUCUUAAUAACUCUCAGGCAUGAUUGGACGCAGUCAACACCAGCACUGGCUUCGUCAGCGGCCACUACCGCCUGGGAAGACAACUCAGAGUUUUGGAUACAAUAGACCCCUAACUCUGUCUUCUUACAAGCCGGUAUUUGGUCUGAUGAUCGUGGCAUUCUGAGUACACACCCACACCGCUUAGACGCUACACCUUCACUAAAGGCUUUCAGUGAAAUUAGUACAUUUUCGCGUCUGACCAAUGGACAUCUCUGAACCAUAUCGCGGUAAUUCUUUCAGGCGGGACUGGAUAGUGAUGCGGCCGGUUCGUUACUUCUAACAGAACAAACCGUGACGAUAUUGCCACUUAACAAAUGUUAUUUGUUGUCAGAAAGGCUUCACCUGCAAUCCGUCAUAAUUCUCUAAUGUCAGCCGGAUGUGCCUGGCGGCUAGAUAGAGACACCGAUCUUUAAAUUCAGCCCCCACAUGAAACCGUCACUCCAACAGACGGCUUCCCGCAAGCAUUGUCUGGAGAGAUAUGGUUGGACUUGGUUUUCACAGAAUCCGACAGCUCGAGUUGGUUUUGCCGAGGGUUAGAGACUACAAGACGAAAAGCUUGCUGUCCAACAACAGCAGCAAAUAAGCGAUAUUGCGAAAUCUUUUUGACUACAAAUUUUGAGGUUGUUUUGGGGAAAUAUAUCUCAAAAACCUUGAUUUCAUCAACCUUAGACUUAAGGAUAUUCAUCUUGGCUGUGGUUUGAACUGUCGAUUAUUUUGGAUGGCAAAAAAUCCUUAUAGAUUUGCACAAGUGACGGGAGUUUACCCUUUUUGCAAUUUUUAGAAUGACACGAGAAAGAAAACAAAAAGAGAUCAGUGCACGCAAACUGCAACUGGACGAAGAAAUCGAACACUAUCAGAAAAACCUCCAGGAGUAUGGAGAUAGGGUACUUUUGUUGUUCGCUCAAAUUGCUAGCCAAUGGUUGAAAAUGUUUUGCCUUCAUGCAUGAUCAAAAUGGCCCAUUUAACAAGACGUCGAGCAGUAUUUAACUUUCCGCACAACUUAUAAACUGAACUGUGAGCUUUAUUAUUUAGACCUCUACACAAAGGCGUUGCAUUGUUACACUGCAAAGUAAUCCCAAGUUAUUUCACUCACGCCAAGAUGCCGCCUUUUGGAAGAGCUUCUGUCCACCCAUCUGAAAAGACUACAUUUGGCUAAAAAUGGCUGCAUAAAUAGUGUGGAUGCUACCCACCGAUUUCAGAUGUGCUUAUAAAGUCAACUAUAUUUUAUAGAAAACAGGCACAGAAAUCUUCUUUCUGCUGCUCAUUUGGUGGCAACUUCGUCUUUUUAAAUUUUAUACCUGAAGACAGGACAUUUUUCAGUUUUAAAAGAGUAUAAUCAUUGGAUUUUUGAGACAGUGUAAUGUCCGCUCAUAAAGUAUUGUGUGUCUGUCCAUCCCUUAAUGUUGUUCAUAAAGUAUGAAUCAUGGUUCCCCUCCAUUGCAAAGUUAUAUGAAACAUGUAUGACCUUGUCAAUAGCUUAGACGUACCUUUCUACUAAAUGAGUGUAAGAAAGAGUAUCUUGGUGCCAGAUUUCUAUAACUUAUUUUUAGAAUCUACAAGCGCAUCGAAAAUGAAUGGAAAGUUUUCAUACUACCCAACCUUUGUCAGCAACCAUCUCUGAUGAUGGAUUAGAGUGAGAAUCCGAAACGUCAAGCCAAUAAACUUCUCGUUCCAGUGAUCGAAUCUUCCUUUUCUAACUGAGUAGUCUUUGCAGACGGCAGGAGAGAACUCAUUCAAAAGCCGGCAUCCUGGCGUGACAUAAAUAGCUUGACAUUACGCUGCACGAGGAUCAAUAUUACACCCCUACCUAAGUAAUCCCUUCUAGUCGAAAAAACGCCUCGAGAUUUCGGCUAACAUUUCAGGAGAUAAGUCUGAUACGCAAUGAUCUUUCGCGCCGUCAUCAGCCGGUCGUUCUCCACACCGCAAGGAUGAAACCAUUUUCGGCCUAUAGGGAGCAAGCAGCUAUCGACGCGACCUGUCUAAUGCUUAACCGUACUUUUGGGUAGUUACAUCUUCGCUGAGAGGGGCUUAUAUACACCCACGUAAUAUAUAAUCAUACCUUUGUUGCCUAUUUUGUUAAGAUAGCUUUGCAUAAUUUAGCAAUCCUGUCUCCCAAUUACUGUGGGACUCACUCGUGUAACCCCUUUUCCAACCUUUCACGUAUUUGAGCUAAUUGUGGAUGCGGCAUGCGUUUCAUCCCUGAAUUUAGUAGUUCGACGUUAUCGUAUGUCGGCCGUCCUGCACGAUAUUAUUCUUAAUAAUUGUAAUCGUACCAGUGGUUUUCAGGUGGCCCAAGUGAGCAGUUAGGCAUCAUAGCAUGCGCCUUGUAAUUUACUCACAGUAACUGUAGACGGCAGUCAGACAGUAUAACACACACCGACGUUUAAGUUUCACUAUAAAGGGAAGAGGAAAUAGGAAGAGUGAGAUUGAUUCUGGGGUCUCAAUUCCCACGGUGCUUUAGCGCAUUCCCCACUACAAUAAAUCUGACGUUCUUUUGAGCAAUCACAAUGCGCUAAAAGUCGUGGCUUGAGAAUUUUGCCAACUGACAAAAUAAUUCGCUCCUACUCUCAGGGAGGAGAAUCCGGCUGUAAUGGCUCCUUCUGGUUUUGGUCUCUAAGGCAUUUCCUCAGAUGGGACUCGAGCCCCCUUUGUUUCUGUAAAACCCUGGUCUAUUGUGCGCAAAUCAAGUCGAGUGUUGCACUCGCAGACCGGCUUCAUAGCCUUGUCAGCCCCCACGCCUGAUCCCACCCCAGGUCUUUCUGGUGCCGUCUUACCACAGGGCCCAUGCGGUGAGGGAGGAGGGAGUGUGGCAAAUGCUGCGCAAGCCACCGUAGUGCGCCCAUGCCGCUGUGGGGCACGCGGUGGUCAUUGUCAUUCGUGACGACCGAAAUGUCGUCAUGCCAAUUUGUUAGAAGAGACAUGGCGUCGACUUUUCUGCCCUAGUUUUUUUCAGUAGACAGUCAGUCUCCAAGAAUAUGUUGUCCACUGUUUCCUCAUCGGUGAAAUUUAGGAGACUGGAAACCGUUCAAUGAUCCACCGUCCCUUUAUGCGCUCUGCCUUUCAUUACUAAGCUGCUGUCAUAGGUGGCAGGAUCGCUGCUCCAGCUGUCUUGGGUUUUAACACUCGUCCUCGAAGUAGUUUCUUUACUCAUUGCGCAACUGAUCCUCACUCAUCUGUUUCCUCAGGUUUCCACGUUAUUUUAAUUUCGGUCCGUCUGUAUUUUUCGUGCAACUAAGGAAUGGUUAAGUUACCCACAUGUGCAGAUGGUGAAGUCCCAGUUCUAAGUGCCUUGAUGACGGUUUUUGGCUUUAUAUUGACUGAUAAGUUUUAUAGGCAGGCUGUUUUUCACACUUGUUAUCCGCACUCUUUGGAAAAUUAAGUAAUGCUACUUUGAAUAAAUGUAUCUUACCUUUCACUUGGAGACUUUGGAAGUAGCCCGUGAGAAAACGCUACAGAAGACUGCAGCUGAACAACAACGACUGGCCUUUGAACGACAACAGCGUGAACUUAAACGCCAGGCCAACUUGGAGGCGUAUGUGUUCUUUGCAAUUCAUACGUUAAUCACCUUUCCUAAAUCAACCUAUAAACAAAUAUAACGGAGGGUCGAAGUCCGCUAUCUCUUGCUCCAUGUGUUUUGAACCAUGACAGUUGAGUUUAACUGACCAUGACAGGAUAGCGUCACCAUAUAGACAUCAGUAUAACGUCCCGCUCUCCCAUAACGGCACUAUCCAAUUAAGUUAACGGUCAUUCCACCGAGCGUGCGCGCGUAAGUUUAGGCAGCCAGUGUGCUUAAAUGGGGAGGGCUGAAGCAACUAAUCUUGCCUAUGUUAACUGAGAAGUUUCUGGGCUCAUUUUGCACGUCUAGAUGAUAGCCAAUCAUUCAGAUAGACAGAAUGUGUUUUCGGUGAGUAAUCCAUCUUAGGAGAGCAUUCGUUUUACAUAUGUACUUCGAUACGUUUCGUUCACCUUUUUGAAUCUACCACACACAUGGUGAAGUCAAGAGCAAAGCCGGUUUCAGAAGUUGUCCACUUUUGUUUGCAGUUGUAUAGUUGUGGCUGCGCAGCCAGCAACCUAAUAAAAACAAGAUGUCGCACGUCAGCAAGGUAGAUAAGAUCGACAUCCAAAUAGUAAUUUCGAGCUUAAUGGGCCUCAUAACGCCUUCUCAAUUGGAUAUGUGGCAACGGUACAGAAAAGGAUUUCGCUUAACUGUUAGUAGACUGUGGAUCGUGCCUGCAUUUGCAGGCUGUUGCAGAAAUUACACUGCCAAUAACAAUUACUUCCCACGGCCUUACACCUUAACUCGGAAUCCGCUAUUUUUUGGAAUUCACUUUUUGUUUAUUGUUUAAUUACUAGCCUCAUUUCUAUUGUCGUACAAUGGCGUAGGAUAGCACUUUCGGCUAGAUCCAAGCAGUUUUUAUGUUUUCUUUCAUUUUGUCGGCCUACUGUCUAGCUUGCUGCCCCACCCGCAAAACCCCCUUUACCAAAAAUCUCGUAUGGCACGACCCGCAGUCUACUGACAGUUAACUGGGGUCCUUCUCUAUACCGUUGCCGGAUAUGUUUCUGUUCCCCUUGGUUCAGACGCUCAUUCUUGUGGUUGCGGAGCACAAAAGGGUCGGCCUCCACGUCCACGGCUGGAAAGAACACUGCUUACCGUGCUAAGCAUAAUCUCCUUUAUCAUGGAUUCGGUCAGGCACCGUAGCGUCUCUAUCGUAACCACGUCACUACUAGUGACUGAGUAGCCAGCCAUUCAGCCGUCAUCGGACACCCACUUUCAGGCCUUUUAAAUCAUGUUGCGUUAUACUUUUCGACCUUCGUCUUCCUGUUGGGCGGAUAUUAACUUUGGCCAUGAGCAGACUCUAGGCAUAUGCUUUUACAAUGAGAUGUUCGAAGAAAUGGAAGAGCACGUAGAUUACGUGUUCAGCAUCCCAGCAUUCAGAAAGCAUACAAGCUCCUAUAGUUGGGGAGCAAUUAAUGGUGCUUGUCGAGGUAUCGGAAAUUGAUACUUGCGGCGAUUAUGCGUCACUGAGCCCAAGUCAUCCGUCUUAGCUUCGCGGCGAUGAGAUGAAAUGAUUGGCGCGUCAGCGACAGCUCUGCCUCCACACGACGUGGCGCUCCACCUGCGACUGCCAGCUGGUUCGCAAGAUGUUGGCAAUAGGGAACACUAAGCGAUUAAUAAGUGCUAACCGCUACGCGGCUGCUUAACUGAACACUAGUCCCGGAACUCCGAAGCAAAACAGAACUCUUACUCUCCACCUUUCAAUCAGCUGACGUCAUUCUUCUGAUUGCCUGUUCCCGAUUGCGACCGCUCCGGCGUGCCCAGUAGCUCAAGUGGUAGGAGCUGCCGACUUGUAUGCCUAACGUCGGGCACACUACCACCUGGACUCCGACAGUCAGAAAUAGUCAUUUGUAUGUCCGAUAGCUUUGAUAGGAAUAUUCGUAAAAAAGGUAGUGGUCGAUAUCUGUCAACCUUUGCAGUACAAAUAUCAUCUGCGUUUGUGUACCCCCGUAGCUGGCUGCAUAGCGCUACUGCUUGUUUUCUGCUAGAUCUGUCUUCCGCAGCCCCGUUGAUCGACAUGCGUCCAUAGGACCCCCUAAGCCGCAAGACAAGCCAUUAACAGGUUGAUAGAUCCUGAGCUGCACUUCGGCUGUGUGAUCGUUACUUCUGCCUGGAAUUUUGACGUGUUGGGCUAAGUCCACCGGCUAAGUCUCUGAGACGUUUGCUUGAGGAAGGGGGGCCAGCCCUAUAUAUGCGGGAUAUCGGUCGAAGCAGAGGUUAAUUACAAUCUAGUAUUCAAAAUCAAUAAGUUAAAAUGUGUGAUUACCCCAAGCACUCAGUAUGUGACUGAGGACACUGCAUACUUUUAUCAUGUAUCUUAUUCCACCCUACGACAAAUCCUGACUUUGGAAGGCGAAACAAAUCACUAAUCCUUCCUCAUUUCUGAGUAACGUUUUAAGUCUCAGUAAAGUUCGAAAAUGAUAACAACAUAAUGCAUGUGUGAGAACAACAAUGAAACCUUUGAUACUUACCAUCAUCACCAGAGCCUCCGGCCUUUAUGCAAAGGUUGCACAAUGUACCACCGCCAGCGACAACUGACCCAUCCUGUGCAGUAUUCGUUUUUGUCAAUUCUCAAUCGCCUACCGGCGUUUCGCUAUAGAUUACGACUAUCAGGCCCGCGUAUUCGAGCGGCGCGUGCUCUUAGUCACGGUAAUCUGUCGCUAAAAAGUUUACUAGAGCCUGCGGGCGAUGCCAGGCUGCAGAAGUCAUCCAAGGAGACAAAGACUUGUUCAGACACAUUACCGUGUUUGGUAACGCUCGCCAGACCCUUCAUUUCUUUGCUGUUUACCCUUUAGCCUUCUCAAGCCGCCUGUCGAUUUCAACAAAGCAGUAUCGUGAUCAGUCAGUCAUAAGUCGGCAAUGUGUGAUACGGAAUUCCUGCCAAUUUGACACUCCUCUAAAUGCUGCAGGCUUAUAUACUCUCCUGUGGAGGGUUCAUAAGGCCUCAUUUAGUACGCCAUGGGUAGUUACUGUGAUAAGCCAGGAUUUUGCCCGUUUUCUGUUUUCCUGUACACCGUCGUCCUCAGUCAUUUUAUCCUUGUGGCGAAUAACGACUUCGAUAACUGGCAGUUGACUGUUGUCCACCUGGACUGUCUAUUGGGUAUCUGAAAUCGAAUUCAAGAUUCCCGUUAUUUGCAGUCAGACCACGUGGCUGACCGCGCCAGGAACGGUUCAGUGUGGAUUUUUGAGCACCGGCACCUUCAGUUUUCCAGGAACCGCCUUAACAAUGACACCAAGGGUCUUCGAAUCACUUGGAAAACAUUUAUUUGGCCCUAAGGCAUUUUCAUCGGACGUUAGAGAUCAAAACUUUUAUUUUCGUCUUUCGUGUUGGUGUUUUAGAACUGCUUAGCUUGAGGUCCAAAUUCCUGUUAGUUAGCAUGAUUUCCAAAUGAGGUGGGUCCUUGAUGGUUGUCCAAAUUCUCUCUCUCUCUUUACAUCUUUCUUCUCUCAAGCCUGGCCACUGCCGAAGAGGCAAGACGACAAAGCGUUCUGGAGGUCUUGCGGCAGAAAGAAGAGCGCGCUCAACGGUCAGCCGAGGAACGUGACAAAAUGCUUCAGAAGGUAGGCCAGCAGAAUAGCGCAUUACCAAGAUGUUCGGUACGACAGAGACGGGAACCUCCCCUAAUAGUACGGGUGGCCUUGCGCUAGACUCCAGGAAUGGCACAGUUAACAACCGAUCUCGGGAAAGGUUUACCAGAAUUCUAAAAUGUGUUUCCGAUCGGGGAGGAUUACUUAACUGGGGCUUCAAUAAUGAUUAUCCCGCGGCAUGAUCCUGUAAUAUUUCAGAGGCGGCAGGAUUUUGGCCUUUUAUUGCACUCCUCUUCGGCCAUCUGCAAAAAAAACCGUGCUCGGCAAAAUUGACCACCUAAGUAGUAAGCAUUUUUUGUCAAUUUUCGACGUCCUUAUAGAUUCAAAUGUAUUCUAUAGAAAAUCUUCAUAAGAGCACUAUUUCAUGCAUUAAUUUGGUAAAAAAUCACGCCUUGAAUUUUUAUACUUGAAGAAAGUUUAUCUUUCGGUUUAAAAAGUUUGUGAUCGUGAGAUUGUGAAAUAUCCAUUAAAAGAGUAUCGUAUCUGUCCGUUUAAUAAUGCCCCUCAUUAUGUAGAAAACAUAGUCCACAUCCGAUUCAACAUUUCAUAUUUCUUAUAUGGCAUAAAGGCAACGAUAGGAGAUGAGGACCCUACUUAACUGUCGGUACAAUGUGGAUCGUGUCAUACGGAAAUGGUGGUAACGGAUCGGCCAGCACGCCAGACAGUAAGCUGACGAGAUACAAGAAAACAGAAAUUGUUUGCAUUUCCGCCGAAAGUCUAAUCGUAAGCUUUCAUAUGGCAACGAAAAUGAGCCGUCAAUUUAAGAAAAAUAAACAAAAAGCAAAUUUUCAGAGCUUUUUGCAGUCUGAGUAAUGGUUUGAGGUCAUGGGAAGUAAUUUUCAUGGGCAGUGUAAUGUCUGCAACGGCCUUCAAAUGGAUGCCAAAACAAAUCCGUAUAUGACACGAUCCACAGUCGCCCGACUGUUAAGUGAGGUCCUCCAACCUAUCUUUGUCCGGGCCGUCCAAACGGGCCACGUGAUAGAUGCGCUGGACCAACACGGGGGCCAUGUCGGAUUCUGGCAGGCAUUACCCGAAUGAGUGCUAUAACAAACGUCAACAUCUCAGGGUGAGAUGCAGUGACAGACCGGCGUUUGUCGCGCACUUUCGGACCCCUGCAGUCCUCCCUAUUGUUCUUGUUCGCUAAAAUCCUGGUCAUUUGCUAUGUGGGCCAGGGGGUGUGGAGUAGAACGCCAAGGUGCGGGCUCGAUCGUGCUAUCUACCUGCGCCCUCUCCCACCCCCCCCCCGUCUUCUUGACUCUAUCUUGACACGGGGCACAGGUGGGCGAGGAGGAGAGUGUGGUAGAUGCAACGUAAGUCUACUAUCACAAUGAACCAAUCCACGCGCAAGUCACCGUAGGUAGGACUGCGCAGGGCUCUGUACGCCGGCGCCAGAUCGGUAAAUCGUUUGACUGAGCUGUCAUCUGGGCCUGGAAUUCUAACUUUCGCCUCCAUUCGCAAAACAAUGUAUGUUUUUCCUUACCCGAAAAGUAUGCAACUCGUAGACUCAGAUCCCUUAACCCAACUGCAAUGGCAAAUCGAGACCCAAAUUAUUCGUGAACUGAAAAACCUUUUUAAAACCAAAAGAUACCUUUUCUUCGGAUAUUAAAUUUGAAGAAAACGUGAUUUUCUAUAAAGUAUGUGUAUUUGAAUUUAUGAAUGCAUCGAAACUCGGUAGAAAAAAUCCAUACUACCUUAGUAGUCACUUUUCACAGAGUGCGGAUUUUCCGGACGACAGAAAAAAAGUGCAUUCAAAAGCCAACUGCCUGGCUUGUCUGAAAUACCAAGGGGUCAACUUAAGCAAUCCGUCCUAAUCGAAAACUCAAUUUAAGAAUUUCAGUUAAGUGUGUGAGAUCUGUCGCUUACUGGCACCUAUUCCCGUGUAUUUAGUUUAACCUUAACGCUAGCCUUAACUGCAAACUCGACCCCGAUUCCAGUCUCUCCGGAAAUUAGCACAAAGCCGCCUGUCUUACGGGAGUUCCUGUUCUAGUGUACUUCCAAACAUUCAGAAGUCUUUUAUGAAGAACCGCCAGGGAUGCCUCAAUUUAUGCAAUAGGGCAUUCUUCGUAAACUGCGGCCUGCGGCAUUUUGUUAAUAUUUUUAUUCCAACACUGGUCUGGAAAUACACUGAUCCCGUUUUCCAGUAUUUCGUAACUUAAAGUUCGAACUGCACAGUAUCUGUCCUUAAAACGGUUAAAUCGAAAACGACUCGAUUUUCAACAUGGCACUUGGACACAAAUUUAAAUGUAUGCAGUUUUCCAGUGCUGUUUAGAAAGACCGACCAGUCUGCUGCAGUUGAACGAACAGAUUUCUGCACAUUUAGAAAACAGACAUUGUGCAAGAAUUGGUUUUCCCUGAACAUGGGGGUUCAAAGAGCCAGCAGCUUAAAAGAGUGAUUUCUGGAGGUGUUUUGACCCCAACAUCUAAAGAGUUGCUUUUUGCUGCCAGCACGCAGGACUUCAAGUGUCUUUUGUGCACAGGUGUUGCGUUCCCAUGCCAGCUUGCGCGUCCAAUGAGCGACUGGUGCCUUUUUGCCGUUCAAACUCUCUUUGGUUUCCAUUUUCCCGUCUUAAGGAGCAACCGUGCAGAACUUCAGGAAUUGGCCUGUUCACUUUCGCGUUUUCCUUCUCGACCUUUCUAGACGAAGAAUUUGGCUUUUGCCACCGAACAGUUGAGAGAAGAGAUUCGUCGAGCCUUCAAGUUAGACUCCUUUGACAAGAUGGCACACCGAGCACAAUUAAUCAACGAUCUUGGACUGGGGAAUGAUGUCUGA
Molecule: messenger RNA, 12214 nt
Organism: Spirometra erinaceieuropaei
Lineage: Eukaryota; Metazoa; Platyhelminthes; Cestoda; Diphyllobothriidea; Diphyllobothriidae
Source: the annotation of a GenBank genome assembly